AUGGUGCUGUCUGAGCUGGCAGCGCGCCUCAACUGCGCCGAGUACAAGAACUGGGUGAAGGCGGGCCACUGCCUGCUGCUGCUGCGCGGCUGUCUGCAGGGUUUCGUCUCCCGCGAGGUGGUCGCCUUCCACCGCGGCCUGCUCGCCGCCGCCCCCAACCUGGGCCCCCGCGCCACCUGCUGCAGCGGCUCUCGGUGCAGCCCGCGCGCUCGCCAGUUUCAGCCUCAGUGUCAGGUAUGCGCAGAGUGGAAACAGGAGAUUUUGAAACACCACACCAACAGGAAUGGAGACGUCCACUGGGGAAACUGCCGACCGGGCCGGUGGCCCGUCGACGCCUGGGAGGUGGCCAAGGCCUUCAUGCCCCGAGGACUGGCAGACAAAACAGGCCCUGAGGAAUGUGAUGCCGUUGCCCUUUUAAGCCUCAUCAACUCCUGUGAUCACUUCAUGAUUGAUCGAAAGAAAGUCACAGAGGUGAUUAGAUGUCGUAAUGAGAUCAUGCAUUCUUCAGAGAUGAAAGUGUCUUCUCUGUGGCUUCGAGAUUUUCAGAUGAAGAUCCAAAAUUUUCUGAAUGAAUUCAAGAAUAUUCCAGAGAUUGUGGCAGCCUAUGCCAGAAUAGAACAGCUGUUGACAUCUGACUGGGCUGUUCACAUCCCUGCAGAAGAUCAGCUAGAUGGAUGUGAAUAUGAAACAGCAGUUUACCUGAGUGAGAGCCAAGUAAAUGAAAUAGAAAUGGAAUUACUAAAGGAGAAACUUCAAGAGAUCUAUCUUCAAGCACAAGAACAAGACGUGUUGCCUGAAGAGAUCUUAAAUCAACUGGAAGUAGUGAAAGAAUUUCUGAGAAACAAUGAGGAUCUUAGAAAUGGUCUUACCGAAGAUAUACAGAAGCUAGACAGCCUCCAUCUACAGCAUCAAAAACCAAGUUCAAAGGAACCUGGGGCACAGACACCUGAAGGGAAGGCCUGAGGCUGCCCUUUGACAAAACCCAGGCAUGUUAUGUGAAGGUCGGCAUGGCUUCAAUCUCAGCCC
Puma concolor (puma) is the source of this 1026-nucleotide messenger RNA. Lineage: Eukaryota; Metazoa; Chordata; Mammalia; Carnivora; Felidae. The record is from RefSeq and is a predicted model, not a curated record.